AGCGGCAAGACGUCGUCGGAGGAAGGCUGAAAAAGCCCAAGGUGCUGCCGUUGCUAAUACAAGUCGGAUUUGCUGUCGCCGGAGCCGCGUCUGUACACGUCUCGGACCGAGCGCAGCCUGCCGCCGCGGUCCCGGAGCCCAGCCCGUCCUCACCCGUCUCCGACCCGCGGUGAUGGAGCCGGCCACCGCGCUGCCCCCGGGCCCGCGCCCGGCGCUGCCCCUCGGGGGCCCGGGCCCGCUGGGCGAGUUCCUGCCUCCCCCCGAGUGCCCGGUCUUCGAGCCUAGCUGGGAAGAGUUCGCGGACCCCUUCGCUUUCAUCCACAAGAUCCGGCCCAUAGCCGAGCAGACUGGGAUCUGUAAGGUGCGGCCGCCGCCGGAUUGGCAGCCACCAUUUGCAUGUGAUGUUGACAAACUUCAUUUUACUCCACGUAUCCAGAGGCUGAAUGAAUUGGAGGCUCAAACUCGAGUAAAACUGAAUUUCUUGGACCAGAUUGCAAAGUACUGGGAGUUACAGGGAAGUACUCUGAAAAUUCCACAUGUGGAGAGGAAGAUCUUGGACUUGUUUCAGCUCAAUAAGUUAGUUGCAGAAGAAGGUGGAUUCACAGUUGUUUGCAAGGAUAGAAAAUGGACCAAAAUUGCCACCAAGAUGGGAUUUGCUCCUGGCAAAGCUGUGGGGUCCCAUAUCAGAGGGCAUUAUGAACGCAUCCUCAAUCCCUACAACUUGUUCCUGUCAGGAGACAGUUUGAGGUGUCUGCAGAAGCCAAACCUGAGCACAGACACAAAGGACAAGGAGUACAAACCUCAUGAUAUUCCCCAGAGGCAGUCUGUGCAGCCCUCAGAAACAUGUCCCCCAGCCCGACGAGCAAAACGCAUGAGAGCAGAGGCCAUGAAUAUUAAAAUAGAACCAGAAGAGACAGCAGAAGCCAGAACUCAUAACCUGAGACGACGAAUGGGCUGUCCAACUCCAAAAUGUGAAAAUGAGAAAGAAAUGAAAGGCAUCGUCAAGCAAGAAACCACUGAGAAGAAAGAAUACAUUGUAGAAAGCGAGAAGGAAAAACCCAAGAGCCGAUCUAAAAAAGCCACCAAUGCUGUGGAUCUCUAUGUCUGCCUCUUAUGUGGCAGCGGCAAUGAUGAAGACCGGCUGCUGUUGUGUGACGGCUGUGACGACAGUUACCACACCUUUUGCUUGAUCCCCCCUCUCCAUGAUGUUCCCAAGGGAGACUGGAGGUGUCCUAAGUGUUUGGCUCAGGAGUGUAGUAAGCCACAAGAAGCAUUUGGCUUUGAACAAGCAGCCAGGGACUAUACCCUCCGUACUUUUGGGGAAAUGGCAGAUGCAUUCAAAUCUGAUUAUUUCAACAUGCCAGUCCAUAUGGUUCCCACAGAACUAGUUGAGAAAGAAUUUUGGCGACUGGUAAGCACUAUUGAAGAGGAUGUCACAGUAGAAUAUGGAGCAGAUAUUGCCUCUAAGGAAUUUGGCAGUGGCUUCCCUGUCCGAGAUGGAAAAAUCAAACUUUCGCCUGAGGAGGAGGAGUACCUUGAUAGUGGCUGGAAUUUGAACAAUAUGCCGGUGAUGGAGCAGUCUGUCCUUGCUCACAUUACUGCUGAUAUAUGUGGCAUGAAACUUCCUUGGUUGUAUGUAGGAAUGUGCUUUUCUUCAUUCUGUUGGCAUAUUGAAGACCACUGGAGCUAUUCAAUUAACUACCUGCACUGGGGUGAGCCAAAAACCUGGUAUGGAGUCCCGGGGUAUGCUGCUGAGCAGCUAGAAAAUGUAAUGAAGAAACUAGCUCCAGAGCUCUUUGUGUCCCAGCCAGAUCUUCUCCAUCAGCUUGUGACCAUCAUGAACCCCAAUACCCUGAUGACUCACGAAGUGCCUGUUUACCGAACUAAUCAGUGUGCUGGGGAGUUUGUGAUUACAUUUCCAAGAGCCUACCACAGUGGUUUUAAUCAAGGUUUUAAUUUUGCUGAGGCUGUUAACUUCUGUACUGUUGAUUGGCUGCCAUUAGGCCGACAGUGUGUGGAGCAUUACCGCUUGCUUCACCGCUAUUGUGUAUUUUCCCAUGAUGAGAUGAUUUGCAAGAUGGCUUCCAAGGCUGAUGUACUAGAUGUCGUGGUGGCUUCAACUGUUCAGAAAGACAUGGCCAUUAUGAUUGAGGAUGAGAAGGCUUUAAGAGAAACUGUCCGUAAAUUGGGAGUAAUUGAUUCAGAAAGAAUGGAUUUCGAGCUGUUGCCAGAUGAUGAGCGUCAGUGUAUAAAAUGUAAAACCACAUGCUUCAUGUCUGCCAUCUCCUGUUCUUGUAAACCUGGCCUGCUCGUUUGUCUGCAUCAUGUAAAAGAACUGUGUUCCUGUCCUCCUUACAAAUAUAAACUGAGGUAUAGAUACACUCUGGAUGAUCUCUACCCCAUGAUGAAUGCACUGAAGCUUCGAGCAGAAUCGUACAAUGAGUGGGCCCUGAAUGUGAACGAAGCUUUGGAGGCAAAGACUAACAAAAAGAAAAGUCUUGUCAGCUUUAAGGCUUUAAUUGAAGAAUCUGAAAUGAAGAAAUUCCCAGACAAUGAUCUUUUGCGUCACCUUCGCUUAGUCACGCAGGAUGCAGAGAAGUGUGCCUCUGUCGCACAGCAGCUGCUUAAUGGCAAAAGACAGACUAGAUACCGAUCUGGUGGUGGAAAAUCCCAAAAUCAGUUGACAGUGAAUGAGCUCCGACAGUUUGUGACACAACUGUAUGCGCUUCCAUGUGUCCUCAGUCAAACACCUUUGCUAAAGGAUCUCUUGAAUCGUGUAGAAGAUUUCCAACAGCACAGCCAGAAAUUGCUCUCUGAGGAAAUGCCCAGUGCUGCAGAGCUGCAAGACUUGCUGGAUGUCAGCUUUGAAUUUGACGUUGAACUUCCACAGCUUGCUGAGAUGCGUAUUCGUCUAGAGCAGGCCCGUUGGCUAGAAGAGGUGCAGCAAGCUUGCCUAGACCCCAGCUCCCUUACAUUAGAUGAUAUGAGACGUCUCAUAGACCUAGGGGUGGGUCUGGCCCCAUAUUCAGCAGUGGAGAAAGCAAUGGCCCGGCUUCAGGAACUGCUCACAGUGUCAGAGCACUGGGAUGACAAAGCCAAGAGUCUUCUCAAGGCCAGACCUCGGCAUUCAUUGAACAGCCUUGCUACGGCAGUUAAGGAGAUUGAGGAGAUCCCUGCAUAUCUGCCAAAUGGUGCAGCUCUCAAAGAUUCAGUGCAGAGAGCCAGGGACUGGCUUCAGGAUGUGGAGGCCCUGCAGGUUGGAGGACGUGUGCCAGUAUUAGACACACUCAUAGAACUUGUUACCAGAGGCCGAUCUAUCCCGGUACAUCUGAAUUCUUUACCAAGACUGGAAUUACUAGUAGCUGAGGUUCAGGCUUGGAAAGAAUGUGCUGCUAAUACAUUCUUGACUGAGAAUUCUCCAUAUUCUCUCUUAGAGGUGCUGUGUCCUCGAUGUGACAUUGGCCUUUGGGGAUUGAAGAGGAAGCAGAGAAAGUUCAAGGAGCCCUCACCAAGUGGAAAGAAGAAAAGCACCAAACUAGAGAGUCUGAGUGACCUGGAGAGAGCUUUAAGUGAAAGCAAGGAGACUGCUUCAGCUAUGGCAACACUUGGGGAAGCUCGCCUAAGGGAAAUGGAAGCCUUGCAGUCUCUCAGGCUAGCCAAUGAAGGGAAGCUGCUGUCACCUGUCCAAGAUGUGGAGCUGAGAGUCUGCCUGUGUCAGAAGGCCCCAGCUGCCCCCAUGAUCCAGUGUGAACUCUGCAGGGAUGCUUUCCACACGAGCUGUGUGGCGGUACCCAGUAUUUCACAAGGCCCCCGAAUCUGGCUUUGUCCCCAUUGUCGGAGGUCAGAGAAGCCUCCAUUAGAGAAAAUUCUGCCCCUGCUGGCCUCCCUGCAGCGUAUCCGCGUUCGCCUUCCUGAGGGAGAUGCACUUCGAUACAUGAUCGAAAGAACGGUGAACUGGCAGCACAGAGCCCAGCAGCUGCUCUCAUCAGGGAACCUCAAGUCUGUGCAGGAUCGAGUGGGCUCGGGACUGUGGUAUAGCAGAUGGCAGGCCUCAGCGGGACAAGUGGCCGAGACAAAUAAGGUGUCUCAGCCUACUGGCACAACCUCCUUCUCCUUGCCUGAUGACUGGGACAACAAAGCCUCAUACGUACACUCUCCCUUCUCCAGUGGCCGAAGUUGCAUCCCCCUCCAUGGUGUUAGUCCAGAAGUGAAUGAACUGUUGAUGGAAGCCCAGUUGCUCCAGGUAUCCCUUCCUGAAAUUCAGGAACUUUACCAGACUUUACUUGCAAAGCCAGCCCCUGCUCCGCAGACUGAUCGAAGCUCACCAGCUAGACCCAGCAGUGAGAAGGACAGCUGGUGCGAGGACUGGGUCAUCAGACUGAGGGGGCCCGUUUUGAGUGCUGACUUACUUGAAGGGGAUAGAUACCAUAAUGAGUGCUGCCGCGGGAAGCGAGACGGAAUCAACAGUCUUGAGAGAAAACUGAAGAGACGCCUGGAAAGAGAAGGCCUCUCCAGUGACCGAUGGGAUCGAGUUAAAAAAGUGCGGACCCCCAAAAAGAAGAAAAUCAAACUGAGCCACUCCAAGGACAUGAACAGUUUCAAGUUAGAGAGAGAGCGUAGCUAUGAGUUAGUCCGUUCUGCCGAAACUCACUCCCUGCCCUCAGAUACAUCCUAUUCGGAACAGGAGGACUCUGAGGAUGAAGAUGCCGUCUGCCCCGCUGUGAGCUGCCUGCAGCCAGAAGGAGAUGAGGUGGACUGGGUCCAGUGUGAUGGCAGCUGCAAUCAGUGGUUUCACCAGGUCUGUGUUGGUGUUUCUCCAGAGAUGGCAGAGAAGGAAGACUACAUCUGUGUGCGCUGUACUGUGAAGGACGCACCAAGCCGAAAAUAAAAACACAAACACAAACACAAACACCCCCACCCCCAACCACUUAAUGUAAUUCAGGACUCCAACCAAGAAGAUUUCUUCAGUUUCUCAGCAAAGCUGCAGGACUGGUAUUCAGACCAGCCUGUAAACGGUGCUAUUUCUAUUCCUUACGGGAUCAUUUUUCCAGAACUCUUUGAAAAAAAGAAAAAACAACUAAAAAAUUUUUUGACACUUUUUGUAUUUUUUUCCUUAAGAGCUGUUUGUGGUGGUUGAGGUGUGAAAUGCUGACUGGUUUUUUUGCAGGGGUUUCCAGCAAUUUGGAAGGCAUUGGAGCUUUCACCUUUUCGUGUACAGCAUUAAAGUCUUACCUCUGUCUGGGAUUUACCGGCUUAAGAGUCCAACUCCGUUCCAGUGCCCAGAAGGGCUGCAGAGAUUCCAGUAAAUCCUCAUUUGAGGAAUUUCUCUCUUGUUUACUCUGUUACCAUAUUGGGGAACUUAAGUUUUUCACUUUUGGGGUUUUUGUUUGUUUCUUUAUCCACUUUUCUUUUUCCUGGUAGACUAGGUUUAUUUAUCAAAGCAAUAACUUCUAUGUUGGUUUCAGUGGCUGGAAUUAAAACAAAACAAAACAAACUUCCAAACAGUGUGUUGGUGCUUUAGCAUUUGGUUGAUGUACAGAACACAAAUGUCUAGUUUCUAGUGUCACUGAUGAACUAGUGAUGUAGAAAAGAGACUGCUCUGUAAGUAAUUGCCACAGCUGUAUUUUGGCUUUUCCCCUGCCCCUUCCUUCCUCUCCUACUAUUUUUUUGGUAGCUUGUAUCAAAUGUUGCAGUUUAUAUUGUGGAAUAAAUCCUUGGUCCUAAUUUAA
Lontra canadensis (Northern American river otter) is the source of this 5729-nucleotide messenger RNA. It is a transcript of the gene KDM5B, whose product is annotated as lysine demethylase 5B. Gene Ontology annotation, cellular component: nucleus. The record is from RefSeq and is a predicted model, not a curated record. Lineage: Eukaryota; Metazoa; Chordata; Mammalia; Carnivora; Mustelidae. The coding region runs from base 173 to 4888 and encodes 1571 amino acids. Gene Ontology annotation, molecular function: DNA binding; histone demethylase activity. Gene Ontology annotation, biological process: chromatin remodeling. The transcript has 28 exons.